GGAAGGUACAGCCGUGUGUACCAUAUAAAUUGCGCCGAUCAAUGUGAAAGUUACCGCAGAGGUUCCCAUAUAUAAAUGGAGAGCGGAGGAGGAUUAAGCGCCGAAGAUCUGUCAACUAUCGGCGGCAUCGCGACUGUGUCGUUGCUGCAUUCCUUCAUUCCUACGCACUGGCUACCUUUCUCCAUCGUCGGCCGCGCUCAGAAAUGGACACUUUCCCGGACUCUCAUCAUCACUGCACUUGGGGCGAUUUUGCAUGUUUUUUCAACUUCGCUUCUAGGAAUAACAGCAAUCACCAUAUCAAACACCAUUGCUGGGGAGGAAACUGUGCAUAAACUUGCAUCUCUGUUGCUCAUAGUUCUUGGUGGGAGUUAUGCCAUCUUGUUCUUCACGGGAAAGGGCAGCAGUCAUAGCCAUUCACACAACCAACCCAUGGAAAAAAUGGCUGUUGCGGGGCUUGUUCUUGUGCCAGCUUUGUCUCCUUGUGCAACCACUCUGCCCGUUUUUCUUGCUGUUGGGAAUUCAUCUUCCAUGCUGGUGCUUGCCAUUAUAGUUCUUCUAUUCAGCACCAUGACGGUAAUGACCUCGCUGGUUGCACUGUCAUUUUACGGUGCGAGCCAGCUCAAGUUUCAUUGGGUGGAGCGCUAUGACAAGCUCCUCGUAGGUUCGGUCCUAUGUGUGGUUGGGAUUUUAACUCUCAUCUUUCAUGAUCACAAUCACGGUGGAGAUGCAGCGGCUUCGGCUGCAGACAAUCUGCAUAGAAAACUAAUUGUGUUGUGAGAUUAUUAUAUCCUAUUUAGUUCUUGUUUUCAAGUACUAAACAAGUCACAGUGCAGCUCAACCAAUAGUCCAACAGUAGUGGUAUGUUUAUAAUGUAAAACUACCCCCAGCUUUUUGUUUAUUUUAUUACUUUAUCAAUAUAAAUACGGAGUACAAAACCAAUGACGGGCGAGCUUGGUACUAUGGUACAUUAACAUUAAAAUAACGUCAUAUUGUGAAUAAAAGUGUUGAGUUGUGAUCUGGGAAAAGUAGCUUGUUUGGGUAAUUUGUAAUAUAGUGGUGUCGUUUGUGAAUGUAGAGUUGUAGACUGUGAUGUAUAACUGAUUGAGGUCAAAACGUGACAUGAAAGUUUGGGGGGCGUUUCAAUGUUUAAACACACACAGACCCCCCACCCCACCCCACACACAUACAUAGAGUAAGGAUCAUAUGAGAAUCUCAUCUUACGAGAGAAAUGAGAAUGAUUCUAGAGCGUUGGAUUUGGGUAUUGUGCAUCUUGUAAAACAGAAAUGUGUAUAGAAUACAAUGGGAAAAUGUGCAUUUCAAUUGUGCAAAAGUUUAAACGUAAAUGUGCAUAUUUGAAUUUUGCACUACUUUAAUU
Molecule: messenger RNA, 1375 nt
Organism: Cuscuta epithymum
Lineage: Eukaryota; Viridiplantae; Streptophyta; Magnoliopsida; Solanales; Convolvulaceae
Source: the annotation of a GenBank genome assembly